UCUCAUCUGAAAAUUCACAAUCACAACAAAUUUAUCUCUCUAUCUCUCUCUCUCUCUCUCCAAUGGCGGCUUCAUCUCUGGUUCAGUCUUCCAUCUUCAUUCGCCAUUCUCAAACCAAAUCAAAAUCACAAACCUCAAGAUCCAGCAAACAUUUCCUACAAAUCAAAGCUACAACCUCAUCCGAUUCAUCUCUAUCCACCGAUAUUUCCACCUCACCCCCAUCCAUCAAACACCGUCGCCCCGCCGACGAGAACAUUCGUGAAGAAGCUAGACGACAGGUAUCCAACAACAACCCUCAUGGAUUUUCCGCCAAGUACGUCCCUUUCAACGCCGGUCCAGAUUCAACUGAAUCUUAUUCUCUCGACGAGAUUGUUUACCGUAGCCGUUCCGGUGGAUUGCUUGAUGUUGAACACGAUAUGGAAGCACUGAAGAAGUACGAUGGUCAGUAUUGGAAAUCACUAUUCGAUUCUCGCGUUGGUAAAACUACUUGGCCGUAUGGAUCCGGCGUUUGGUCUAAGAAGGAAUGGGUUUUACCGGAAAUCGAUUCGGAUGAUAUCGUUAGCGCGUUUGAAGGUAAUUCGAAUUUGUUUUGGGCUGAGAGAUAUGGAAAACAGUAUUUAGGUAUGAAUGAUUUGUGGGUUAAGCAUUGUGGUAUUAGUCAUACUGGUAGUUUUAAAGAUUUGGGAAUGACUGUUUUAGUUAGUCAAGUUAAUCGUCUUCGUAAGAUGAACCGUCCUGUCGUCGGAGUUGGAUGUGCUUCCACCGGUGAUACCUCAGCUGCACUAUCAGCUUACUGCGCCUCCGCCGGAAUCCCAUCAAUCGUUUUCCUCCCAGCUAAUCGGAUCUCUCUCGCACAACUUGUUCAACCUAUUGCAAACGGGGCUUUCGUGUUGAGUAUCGAUACUGAUUUCGAUGGUUGUAUGCAAUUGAUCAGGGAAGUCACAGCUGAAUUGCCAAUUUAUCUAGCGAACUCGUUAAACAGCUUGAGGCUAGAGGGUCAGAAGACUGCUGCCAUUGAAAUCCUGCAACAAUUCAACUGGGAAGUACCGAAUUGGGUGAUAAUUCCAGGUGGUAAUCUUGGUAACAUUUACGCAUUCUACAAAGGGUUUCAAAUGUGCAAAGAGUUGGGUCUAGUAGACAGGAUCCCACGUCUGGUUUGCGCCCAAGCUGCUAACGCGAACCCGUUGUACCUCCAUUACAAAUCCGGUUGGAAGGACUUCAAGGCUGUGAAAGCUGGCACAACCUUUGCAUCGGCUAUUCAGAUUGGAGACCCGGUUUCAAUUGACAGAGCUGUAUUUGCGAUCAAGAACUCGGAUGGGAUAGUGGAGGAAGCGACUGAGGAAGAGUUGAUGGAUGCAAUGGCUCAAGCUGAUUCAACGGGUAUGUUUAUUUGCCCACAUACUGGUGUUGCUUUGAGUGCUUUGACUAAGCUGAGAAACAGUGGAGUUAUUAAACCGACUGAUCGGACUGUGGUGGUGAGCACUGCACAUGGAUUGAAGUUUGCUCAGUCUAAGAUUGCUUAUCAUUCGAAGGAGAUUGGAGAUAUGGCUUGUAGAUAUGCUAAUCCGCCUGUUCAAGUGAAUGCUGAUUUUGGGUCGGUGAUGGAUGUUCUGAAGACGUACUUGCACAAGAACAAAGGAGUAGGAGGAGGAGGUUCUAAUUUCUAAUCUCUUUAAACUUCUUCUUUCAAAUCUGCAUUUUGUUGUGAGGAGUUUCUUCUUUGUAUAACUUUGGAAUUUCUUAGGAAUUUUAAAUUGGGUUUUUUACUAUAUGGGUUUGACUUUCAACAAAAUGUUGUUUUUUUCAACUUUUGAAUAAAAACCUUGGCUUUUUUUGCAA
Molecule: messenger RNA, 1839 nt
Organism: Impatiens glandulifera
Lineage: Eukaryota; Viridiplantae; Streptophyta; Magnoliopsida; Ericales; Balsaminaceae
Product: threonine synthase, chloroplastic-like
Exons: 1
Coding region: 63-1667 (534 amino acids)
Biological process (GO): L-cysteine biosynthetic process
Cellular component (GO): cytoplasm
Molecular function (GO): pyridoxal phosphate binding; threonine synthase activity
Source: RefSeq, a predicted model, not a curated record